AUGUCCAUCAUCGCGACGGAUCUCCCUGUCCCGAUCGGUUCGCUCGUGGAAAUCAUCGCUCUGGAUGGACAGCACAUCUCAGGCGAAGUCGUGGGAUUCGAUUCCGGCAAAGCGAUCGUCAUGCUCCUGAGCGCCACGACAGGCAUUGUCCCAGGCUCCAAAAUCCAGAUGAAGCAAGUCCAUCAGGUCUCUCCAGUUGGAGAUCGCAUGCUCGGGCGUGUGAUCGAUGGACUCGGAAGACCGAUCGAUGGCAAGGGUGAAAUUUGCGAGACCGUCCAGCGAGCGAUCAAUCCGACUCCGAUCGGCGCCAUGCAGCGACGGAAGAUCAAUGAACCACUCCGUACCGGAGUCCGAGUGCUCGAUCUCAUGACUCCGAUCGGACGCGGACAGCGACUCGGAAUAUUCGCCGGACCAGGUGUCGGCAAGUCCACGCUCCUGGGACAGAUCGCGCGAGGGACCGAUGCGGAUGUCAAUGUCAUCGCGCUGAUCGGUGAGCGUGGUCGAGAAGUGCGUGACUUCAUCGAUCACGCGUUGGGAGAUGAAGGCUUGAAGCGUUCGGUCGUAAUCGUUGCGACUGGGGAUGAGUCUCCGUUGCUGCGGAUCCGAGCCGCCAAGCUCGCGUGCACCGCGAGCGAGUACUUCAGAGACCAAGGUCUAGAUGUCCUGCUCAUGAUGGAUUCAGUGACGAGAUUCGCGCACGCGCAGCGGCAAGUCGGACUUUCAGUCGGCGAACCCCCAACCACAAAGGGGUACACCCCCAGCGUGUUCUCAGCAAUGGCGGAACUCUUAGAACGCUCCGGAACAAUCGAACCAGAAAACGGCAUGGGUGGGGGAUCCAUCACAGGGCUGUUCACGAUUCUGGUCGAGGGGGACGACAUGACCGAGCCGGUCUCCGAUGCGGCACGCGGGAUCCUCGAUGGUCACGUCGUGCUCUCGCGCAAACUCGCGCACAAAGGACAGUUCCCGGCGGUCGAUGUGCUCGAUUCGGUUUCGCGUGUCGCGAAUGAUGUCACCGAUAGCGCCCACAAAGCAGGAAGAGUGCAGAUCUCCAAGCUCAUCGCGAAGUAUCGAGAGAUCGAGGAUCUGGUCCAGAUCGGCGCGUACGCGCAGGGAGUCAAUCCUGAAGCAGACACCGCGAUAGAUAUGCAGCCGGUGAUCUCUGAACUGCUUGGGCAGCGGACCGAUGAAGCCGCGAAGUUCGAGCCCGCCAAAGAGAUGAUGGUCAAGCUCGCGUUGCAGUCGGGCGAGAUGAUCCAGCAGCGUCAAGCGAUCGCGCAAUCACAAUCCGCGAAUCAGCAGCAGAUGCCCGCUGGUCCAGGCAUGCGAGCAAGCGGGGGGUGA
Molecule: messenger RNA, 1341 nt
Organism: Symbiodinium sp. CCMP2592
Lineage: Eukaryota; Dinophyceae; Suessiales; Symbiodiniaceae
Source: the annotation of a GenBank genome assembly